Lactuca saligna is the source of this 3195-nucleotide messenger RNA. The record is from the annotation of a GenBank genome assembly. Lineage: Eukaryota; Viridiplantae; Streptophyta; Magnoliopsida; Asterales; Asteraceae.
AUGGUCGGAGGCGGUGGCCGUAGAGGCAAUAGGAUUUCUGCGAUCAUGACACCACGGUUGUGGUUGGGCGUGUGCUUUUGCUUGAUGAUAACCGCCGACGUAACUCGAGCUCAAUUCAACACCGAUCCAGUUGAAGCGAGAGUUAUAAAUGCAAUGUUCGGUCAAUGGGAGAUAUCUGAAAGUGCAGUAACAGCGAUGGGAUGGAACAUAAGCGGAGAAUUAUGCAGCGGCACUGCCGUUGACACUACCACCGACUUCGAUUCCCAGGGUUACAAUCCCGCCAUCAAAUGCGACUGUAAUAUCCCAAAUGCUACUGCUUGCCACAUCACCCGAUUAAAAGUUUAUUCAAUGGACGCUGUGGGCCCGAUCCCAGAAGGACUCUGGACUUUGAGAUACCUUACCAAUCUUAAUUUGGCCCAGAACUACUUGACAGGUCCCUUGUCACCUUCUAUUGGCAAUUUAACUCGGAUGCAGUACAUGACUAUCGGUACCAAUGCGUUAUCAGGGCAGGUUCCACCAGAGCUUGGGCAGCUUACUGAUCUUAGAUCACUGGGAUUUGGCUCAAAUAAUUUUAAUGGUUCUCUGCCAUCUGAACUUGGAAAUUUAAGAUUAUUAGAACAAAUUUACUUUGAUAGUGCUGGAGUUGGUGGUGAAAUACCUCCUUCAUUUGCUAAUUUACGGAACAUGCAGACAGUAUGGGCUUCUGAUAAUGGAUUCUCAGGCAGAAUACCGGACUUUAUAGGAAAUUGGUCACAGUUACGAUCAUUGAGGUUUGAGGGGAACUCUUUUGAAGGUUCAAUACCACCUUCAUUUUCUAAUCUGACCCUUUUACAGGACCUGAGGAUAAGUGGUUUAUCUAAUGGAACUCUGGAUUUCAUUAGGGAUUUGAAGUCCCUCAAUGUUCUAAUGUUGAGGAAUAACAGAAUUUCUGGCUCUAUUCCAUCUGACAUAGGAGAAUAUGUAAACUUGACGCAACUGGAUUUGAGUUUUAACAAUUUGAGUGGGCCAAUUCCAAGUGCAUUGUUCAACUUGAGCCAAAUGUCUUUUCUGUUUCUUGGAAACAAUAGUUUAAGUGGUACUCUUCCAGAUGUAAAGACUACAACUCUCCGAAAUAUUGAUUUGUCAUACAAUGUACUAUCUGGGACACUUCCUUCUUGGGUCAAUGAACCAACCUUACAACUUAACAUAGUUGUGAACAACUUCAAUCUAAAUGGUUCAAACAGUGGUUUUCCUUUAGGUUUAAAUUGUCUCCAAAGGGAUUUCCCUUGUGAUCAUGGAACGCCAAGAUAUACUAACUUUGGAAUCAAUUGUGGUGGUCCACAAAUCACAUCCUCAAAUAGAACAGUCCACGAACAAGAAAACGAACCUUUAGGACCGGCAACAUACUAUUUGACUCCCGAAAGGAGGUGGGGUGUCAGCAACGUGGGACAAAGGGACAACCCCAUAUACACAGUCUCCACUACACGCGACUUCACAAACACUUUAGAUCCAGAACUUUUCCAAACAGCAAGACUCUCUGCUGGAUCUUUAAGAUAUUAUGGUUUAGGUCUUGAAAAUGGUAACUACACUGUAAACCUCCGGUUUGCAGAACUUGUAAUAGAAGAUGGUUCCACUUGGAGAAGCCUUGGAAGGCGCAUAUUUGACAUUUAUAUCCAGGGAUACAGGGUGUUUGAAGAUUUUGAUAUAAAAAAGGCAGCAGGGGGAGCUUCUUUUAGUCCUGUUACAAGGGAGGUGACGGUUGAGGUUAUAAAUAACUACCUUGAGAUUCAUCUAUUAUGGACUGGAAAAGGAACUUGUUGUGUACCUAAUCAAGGAAAUUUUGGACCUCUUAUCUCAGCAAUCAGUGCUACACCAAAUUUCAUCCCCAAUGUCGGUGUGAGCAACAAUCCACCUUCCAACAAGAAGAAGAAGAAGAAGAAGAAUACCGGUUUGAUUGUGGUGUGGAUUUUGGCUCCGAUUGCAGUUGUGGGCUUUUUGACAUUAUUAGUCCUGUAUAUUCGUUGCCGGCGAAGCAAACAGAGGGAUACACCAGGCAAUUAUGAUGAAGAGUUUCUGGGAAUUGACACCAAGCCAUAUACUUUUAGUUAUGGAGACUUGAGAGAUGCAACAGAUGAUUUUAGUCCUACCAAUAAGCUGGGCGAGGGUGGUUUUGGACCUGUUUACAAGGGAACACUUGAUGAUGGAAGAGUAAUAGCUGUGAAACAACUCUCCAUAGCCUCACACCAAGGCAAGUCCCAAUUUGUUGCAGAAAUCGUCACAAUAUCAGCAGUCCAACACCGUAACCUCGUGAAACUCUAUGGAUGUUGCAUCGAUGGAGAAAAACGUCUUCUUGUAUAUGAGUAUCUUGAAAACAGAAGUCUUGACCAAGCAUUAUUUGGAAGCAACAAAUUGUCGCUUACAUGGUCCACCCGUUUUGACAUAUUAAUGGGGUUAGCACGGGGUCUCGCGUAUCUCCAUGAGGAAUCUUGCAUACGGAUUAUACACAGAGAUGUGAAAUCCAGCAAUGUUUUGCUUGAUUCUGAUAUGAACCCUAAGAUAUCAGAUUUUGGGCUGGCCAAGCUUUAUGAUGACAAAGAAACACACUUGAGUACACGUGUUGCAGGCACAUUUGGGUAUCUAGCGCCAGAGUAUGCAAUGCGUGGACACCUCACAGAAAAGGCUGAUGUGUUUGGGUUUGGAGUUGUGGCUCUAGAGAUUAUCAGUGGAAGACCCAAUUCCGAUUCAGGUUUGGAAGAUGAGAAAAUAUAUCUUCUUGAAUGGCAACCGGUGGUGAAGCUCCACCGAUCUAGUGACUACCUCACCUUCCACCACCUAGUGUUGCCGCUUGAAAUCACCACCAGCCACCACCUUGCUUCUUUGACUAGCAAAAAAAACAGAACAUCACAAGAACAAAAGAUGACAGAAGUCGCAAGGGGACACGGAGGAGACGGUGGGGAUAGACCUCCACACGGGAUUGCACGUGGUGUACCAUCGGGUUGCCAAUCUUCAAUGACUGAUUUAGGCCAUGACUGCAGAGGCAACAAGAUUUUUGCAAUGUCAUCGUGGUUGUUGUUGUGGUUGUGCUUGAUGAUCUCCGCCGCCAUAACUCGAGCUCAAAGCACCACCAAUCCAGCUGAAGAAUUGCGUUGUUUUCAAAGAACCAUGACACCGACGAUGACAACAUGUAUACCUCGUCGGGAUGGAAGUGAACACUAG